CCUCAGAAUACAUAGAUGUAAUUUGUUGUUCUAAGUGGCCUUUCAGAAGACAGUUCAGUUUUUACAGUCUGCAUUUAAGGUAUGCACAGCAACAAUGUUGCUUAGAAAUCUGUAAUAAAAACAUUGCCUAUCUAGAGCAUGUGUGGACUUUUAUGAAUCUGGAACUCCAUUUUUGAGUUUCACGGAACCUGCAAUAAAAGUGUCAACAGCUAAGCUGAAUGAACCAAGCCUGAGUGAGACUCUAGGCAAGCUUACUUGGCAACUGGGGUACUGUCAGCUGUCUGUUCUGUGAGGGCAGUCAAUAAGCUGCUGGAAGAUAGGGCCAUUAGGCCUUCAGCUGUAGGGGGAGUUUUACUCCACGAGGAGCUAUGGAAAGUGCUAGUCUGCCUGAAUGAAGCGUCUUUUGAAUUUGCCUAACAGGGAAAAAUUAUUUGGGCUGUCCUGGCAGACAAAUAAAUACUCUCUUGGUGGCUUCCCGUCCAUCAAGAACUGACCAAAUGCUUCAUAGUAACUCAGUAAGGAGCUAGUAGACAGUGUUAAAAUCUAAAUAGCUGUACAAGUCACUUUUAAAAGCAUCCCCUAAACUGCUUUUAGGUUAAUUGCCUUAAAAGAGAAGUAUAGAUAAAAGUCUUAUUUAAAAGGUCUCUCUUCGAAUGCUUUUUCUCAAAACUUAGAUGCAGCAAGCUGAGUUCAAGUCUGAACUACAAAAGUAAAAUAAAAUUUUGUUAUACUGGGCUCAGUGCCAGCUUCACAGAUGCACUCAUUGCUACCCGUGUAAAAAUGUUACAGAUCUAGUACAGUUCUUUAAUAUGCACUGGCAGCUGUACGUGAGGCUAUUUUAAACAAUAAUCUUCAAAAAUAAUUUUCUGUUGAGACUUUGCAGCACUUUUCUCUUGUAGGUGUUUCGUAAUACAAGAAAACAAUCAGCCAAACUCAUGUUAAUAGCAGUAUUCUCAGCAGUACAUAGCAGUAUUCAGCAGAAUUCAUUCUCACCUUCCUCUUUUUUAGCUCGAGGUAAAUGAUUCAGAUAUACACUUUUUUAUGGGAAUACAAAGCAUUUACAUGCUGAUACCAAAUUACAGUCUCAGCCCUAGCUUGAAGGAAUUUUGGAGUGGAAAUUAGUAUUUAGAACUGCUAUUUUUCUUUAAAAAUGCAUUUUAUAAGAAACAUAAAAGUGCAUUUAGGUUACAUUAGCUAUUUAUAUUUUUAGGUGGGAGUGACAGGAAAAUUAACAUGCUAGUAUAAAAACAUGCAAUUUGCAAGCAAAACCUUUAGAGGCACCCCAAGCGUUCAAACAGCAGGCUCGCAAAGAUAAAGGAGCAGAAGGCAAAGUGUGUCCCCCCCCGGCUUCAGCCUUCUCUGAAUUGAAAUCCAGUCCAGAACAACGCUGGGUAGCGCUGCCCGCACACUGUGCACCCCUCAGCGCUGCCCAGGGGGCUCGCUGAGCCGGGAGGGCAGGGAAGGCGCUGCCCUCCCCUCGGUUAACUUCUCACAAAGGGGGCUUGCGACUGGGGAGCCGUUUCGGAGCUGGGGGAGCGAGCCUGCGAAGGGCUGCCCGGCCCCCCGCCGCGCCGAGACCCCCCCUCAGCGGGGCGGUACCAGCGAGAGGCCCCCCCCAGCCCGAAGCGGGCACCUCAGCGCCGGGGGCCGGGCGCCGUUCCCCGCCCGAGGCGGCCGCUCAACGGCUCCGCCGCCGCUGGGCGCCGAGGCCCGGCCUUCCUGCCCUGCCUCCCCUCCCUCCCGGCCGCCUCGGAGGCGGGGCGCCGGCGUUCCGGUAGCGGCGGCGGCGGCAGCGGCAGCGAGCAUGUCCUCGAGCAGGGCCAAGAAAGUGAAGAUGGCCACCAAGUCCUGCCCCGAGUGCGACCAGCAGGUUCCUGUUGCAUGCAAAUCAUGUCCCUGUGGCUACAUAUUUAUUAGUCGAAAGCUCUUGCAUGCGAAACGUGCUGAGAGAUCACCACCCAUUGCAGAAAACAAGAGUGAGGCCAAAAGGAGACGAACCGAGAGAGUUAAGCGAGAGAAGAUAAAUUCUGCAGUAAAUAAAGAUUUAGAAAACCGAAAGAGAUCAAGGUCUAACAGCCAUUCAGAUCAUAGCAGACGAGGAAGAGGAAGACCUAAGAGUGCCUCAGCCAAAAAGCAUGAGGAAGAAAGAGGGAAGAAGAAAAAAGAAACAAACGAAAAACAAACAAAAAAGUUGCUUUCACUGAAGUUGUCUAAUUUCAAGUUCAAAACACGAUUCUCAAGAAUCGCUUGGUAUCAUCAUGCAGCAUUCUCCAGGAAAGAGUCAGGUACCCUUUCCUCUUUUCCUUCUGCCCCUGCAAGCUGCUUGUGGUGGUUCUUAGCUUUGCAAAUAGAACUUGAGCUCCAUCUUAAGAAAGUUAGUUUACUGCCUUCAGUCUUCUACUGUGAUUUCUAUUGUGACUUAGUCUUUAAUUCUGUCAUCAGGAUACUAUUUUUAGUGCUGGACAGCACUGAAGGCCAUAAUAUGUUGUUAAGAACAGUGAUUGUUCCAGAUACUGGGAGUACAAACAUAGGCCAGCAAUCUUCCAAGUCUCAGAGGGUUUUAUUCUGUUUUGGAAUGAAGAGCUUUUGAAUGUUUUACUGAAUAUGUCCUGCUAAUAAAGAAAAAUCUUCAGACUGA
Molecule: messenger RNA, 2638 nt
Organism: Anas platyrhynchos (mallard)
Lineage: Eukaryota; Metazoa; Chordata; Aves; Anseriformes; Anatidae
Source: RefSeq, a predicted model, not a curated record